AGGGCAAUAACUUUUAUUUCGCUUUCCGGUGUUCCUUUGUGUUGCUGCUGUGAUCAUGGCAUCAGAGGAAGAGGUCAAUCUGUUGGUCAUCGUCGUGGAUGUAAAUCCGAUAUGGUGGGGUCAGCAAGCUCACCGUGAGCCUGAGUUCACUUUGUCCAGGUGUUUGGAUGCAGUUGUGGUGAUGGGCAACUCACACAUGGCCAUGAGCAGGACAAACAAGCUGGCUGUCAUUGCAAGUCACUGUCAGGACAGUCCCUUCCUGUAUCCCAGUAAGAGCUGGAAAGCCGGGGACAAUGGCGGAGAUGAUGCGUCUUUCAGCGGGGACGGGAAGUACGAGCUGCUUUCAGUCACCAACAACCUCAUUGCUGAAGAGAUCAGGAAUAUUCUGUCAAAAACUGAAGUGAGGGGAAAUUCAACAGACACUCUGCUGGCUGGAUCUCUUGCCAAAGCGCUCUGCUAUAUUCACAGGGUCUCAAAGGAGCUGGAAGUUGGACAAGAGAUGAAAUCAAGAAUAUUGGUGAUUAAAGCUGCUGAAGACUGUGCCCUCCAGUACAUGAACUUCAUGAAUGUGAUUUUUGCUGCUCAAAAGCAGAACAUCUUGAUAGAUGCCUGUGUGUUGGCGUCAGACUCAGGUCUCCUGCAGCAGGCCUGUGAUAUAACAGGAGGAUUGUACCUCAGGUUACCACAGAAAGUUGCCCUGGCGCAGUAUCUUUUAUGGGUGUUCCUCCCUGACUCAGAGCAGCGUUCACAGCUGGUGCUGCCUCCGCCUGCACACGUGGACUACAGAGCUGCAUGUUUCUGUCAUCGCAACCUCAUUGAGAUUGGUUAUGUGUGCUCAGUUUGUCUGUCGAUAUUCUGCAACUUCAGCCCCAUCUGCACAACCUGCGAGACUGCCUUCAAAAUUCAGCUGCCACAGAUGGUCAAACCCAAAAAGAAGAAACUCAAGCAGUCAAUGUGACUUUUGCUGAUGUGUUUUUCCUUUCACAUUCAGAAUGUACCAUUUUGUUUGGUGUAGAUCUGUAACAUGCUUUACUUCCAUCACACUUAAAUUGAAUAGACAAUUAUUUGGUAAUUUCUGUUAAAUUUUACCUGAUCAAAUGCUUUUUUUUUAUGUUUUGAAUAUUUAUCUGUUUAUAAGGGGUCAAACAUUUGGCUCUGGAAUAUAGCAUUUGUUUACACGCCUGUUUUUUCAUUUUCAUAUAAACCUUUGGAAAUUCAAUAUGGUAACUGAGAUAAUGCUUUGGGGGAAAAAUAAGUUUGUAGGUUUUUUAUAUAAUAAACAAACAAUUUUGAUAUCAUUAUCAUAUGUUCAACAUAAACUUAUUCUAUAGCUCAAUAAACUAUGAUGUUGUAAAGGUGGGAAAAUUUGACCUCAAAGCACAGAAUGGACAUUUUUUUUAAGAGUUUAAUAAACCUUUAUUGAUGAUGGUUGUAUAAUUGUUUAGUGCUUCAGAUCACUGCAGGAUAUGUAAAUUAACAACAAUUCAAACAUGAAGAAUUGAGAUGUGAUGUUUAUUCAGCUAGUAUUCAAAAAGUCCCACACAGAAUGAUGCAUCCCAUUGUGAAGGCUGUACUUGAAUACUUUCAAGUUUGGAUAAAGAUGAAAAACAGAUGCAAAUGUCUGUGCUAUGUACAAAUUAAGUUUACAAAACCAUCCAUGGGCAAGGGAGGUGAUGGUAAAUGUCUCAGAACUUGGUGAUCACCGACGGAUUGGAACAAUAUUGCAUCUGAAAGGGAGAACAAAGGCUGGUGACUGAUUGAUGACUAUGAAUAUAAACAAAUAUUCAGAUCAGGACUACAGAGGGUGAGGUUGACUGUUGCCGUUGACAGACUUGUGUUUUGGCGAAUAAUAUUAGUAAUUAGGUUGGGCCGUUUGUCUUUACAUUUAACGUUUAAAGCUGUUGGAGCUCUAGCAGCACUGUUAAUAAAGUAACAAUUAUUAAAA
Molecule: messenger RNA, 1945 nt
Organism: Solea senegalensis (Senegalese sole)
Lineage: Eukaryota; Metazoa; Chordata; Actinopteri; Pleuronectiformes; Soleidae
Gene: gtf2h3
Product: general transcription factor IIH, polypeptide 3
Exons: 13
Coding region: 56-958 (300 amino acids)
Biological process (GO): regulation of DNA-templated transcription; nucleotide-excision repair
Cellular component (GO): transcription factor TFIIH core complex; transcription factor TFIIH holo complex
Source: RefSeq, a predicted model, not a curated record